Molecule: messenger RNA, 1332 nt
Organism: Sciurus carolinensis (gray squirrel)
Lineage: Eukaryota; Metazoa; Chordata; Mammalia; Rodentia; Sciuridae
Product: olfactory receptor 11H4-like
Exons: 5
Coding region: 1-1332 (443 amino acids)
Biological process (GO): regulation of DNA-templated transcription; G protein-coupled receptor signaling pathway
Cellular component (GO): nucleus; membrane
Molecular function (GO): G protein-coupled receptor activity; olfactory receptor activity
Source: RefSeq, a predicted model, not a curated record
AUGGCAGCUCCUCAAAGAUCAGAAAAAGGAAGAGAGGAGGAAGGGCAGCAGCCGUCCUACACACCUCCAAGCAACGGGUUCAAGAUCAGCCUGAAAUUGGAAACACGGGAUCCCAGGAACACCACAGCCACCUGUAUCACCGCAAUAGCUGGACUGAUAGGUUCCUGCCUCCACCUGUGCCUUGAUGGCAGUGACAGCAAGAAUGACUUCUGGUGGCUGCUCGACUCAGCUGAAAUUCUGCCUGCUGGGAACUGUGAGAAGAAUGGGGGUCAUCUUUCCUGUGGACUGGUGAUCUUUGGAGACAACCUGCAGCCACCUGGCACUAAAGUUCUGGUUGUGUCUGUGCAUGUCAUCAGUGAGAAGGAAAUGCACAUUCCACGUAAUAGUAUCAUCACUGCUAACGUUCAUGCAUUCAUUCUCCUGGGUUUCCUGUGCAGCCCAGAAGUAGAGAUUCUCCUUUUUGUUUUGUUCUCCAUCAUCUAUGUCUUCACUCUGCUGGGCAACAGUGCUAUUAUCUGUGCUGUGUGGUGGAACCAGCAACUAUAUACCCCCAUGUAUACUUUAUUGGCCAUCUUCACUUUCCUGGAGAUCUGCUACAUCAAUUCCAAUGUGCCCAACAUGUUAUUCAACUUCCUCUCCAAGACCAAGACAAUCUCUUAUAAAGGCUGCAUCCUACAGUUUUACAUCUUCCUCUCGCUUUGUGCCACAGAACUUUUCUUCCUGACCCUCAUGGCAUUUGAUAGGUAUGUCGCCAUCUGCUGCCCACUACACUAUCCAGUCAUAAUGACCAGGAAAGUCUGUGGAACCCUUGUGUCUGCCUGCUGGGUGGGUGGCUUCCUCUGGUUGGUGACACCUGCUACCCUCAUAUCCCAAGUUCCAUUUUGUGGUUCAAAUGUCAUUGAUCAUUACCUGUGUGACCUGGGGGCAUUACUGGCCAUAUCAUGUGUCCCUGUUCCCAAGACAACUCUGACUUGUAGCACUUUCAGUGCUGUGAUAUUGCUCAUCACUUUGUUCUACAUCCUUGUGUCCUAUAUUAUGGUCCUUCGAGCUGUACUUCAGGUUCCCAGAGGUUCAAGCAGGAGAAAAGUCUUCUCCACCUGUGCCUCCCACCUGGUAGUGGUAUCCUUAUUUUAUGGCUCAAUCAUGGUGAUGUAUGUAAGCCUAGGGGCAGCCAAUCAGCCUGGCCUGCAGAAAUUCAUGACCAUGUUCUACUCAAUUGCAACUCCACUUUUAAACCCUUUGAUCUACAGUCUUAGGAAUAAGAAGAUGAAGGCUGCUCUGAGAAAAGUCAUUUUAUUAAUCAUGCUCAUGAAAAAUUUGCACACUUACUGA